GUCACGGGCGGGUCCUAGCAGUGGCCGGGCGGCUGGUGGCGGGCAGCUGGCUGCUGGCGGCGGGCUGCGCCUAGCUAGAAGGGCCGGAUUCUGGUCUGGGUCCGCCCCGUCGCGCUCCGCCCCUCCGCCCCCAGUGCACGGGCGGGCGCGACUGUGGAGCCGCAACCUCCGGGUCAGGCAGGGGCGGCCGGCCUGGAGCCACCAGAUGAGGUCUCUGCUCUAGGAUGGUGGAAUUGGGAGAGGCUCCUUUAACCCUCCUCUGGGAUUCACCCCCUUCCGGAAGUCAUGGAGAGCAUUCUCACAGGGAGCCAGAGCUCCCGCGCCUCUCUGCGCGACGUCCACUCCAUCAACCCCACACAGCUCAUGGCCAGGAUCGAGUCCUAUGAAGGAAGGGAGAAGAAAGGCAUAUCUGAUGUCAGGAGGACUUUCUGUUUGUUUGUUACCUUUGACCUCUUAUUUGUGACAUUACUGUGGAUAAUAGAGUUAAAUGUGAAUGGAGGCAUUGAGAACACGCUGGAGAAGGAGGUGGUGCAGUAUGACUACUACUCUUCUUACUUUGACAUAUUCCUCUUGGCAGUCUUCCGGUUCAAAGUGCUGAUCCUGGCGUACGCUGUGUGCAAACUGCGCCACUGGUGGGCAAUAGCGUUGACGACAGCAGUGACCAGUGCCUUUCUACUAGCGAAAGUGAUCCUCUCAAAGCUUUUCUCCCAAGGAGCAUUUGGCUAUGUGCUGCCUAUCAUUUCAUUCAUCCUCGCCUGGAUUGAGACUUGGUUCCUGGAUUUCAAAGUCUUACCUCAAGAAGCAGAAGAGGAAAACAGACUCCUGUUUGUUCAGGACGCCUCAGAGAGGGCUGCACUCAUCCCUGCGGGUCUUUCAGAUGGCCAGUUUUAUUCCCCUCCUGAGUCUGAAGCAGGAUCCGAAGAAGAAGCUGAGGAGAAACGGGACAGUGAGAAAGCACUUCUGGAGCUCUGACUUCAGCUUCACAAAAUGGGAAGAGCCCCUGCUGAAAGCCAUCUGAGAGACAAGGUGGGAUGGGUCUCCUUGCAAGCUGACACGGUGACUUUGUGGAAGAGCCAAUUAAGGAUUUAUUUAUGGUGAUACCUCGUGGACAUUGCCCCCUGUGAACCACUCAGCCGCCUGCCUGUCUUAGCGUUCCUCUGUCCAGUGAGACGCAGUCACAUCUCUCAAGGAGUAACUGAAGGAAAGUCUUGUGCUGUAUCUGAAUCAAAAGACUUCGUAAUAUAUUGAAAUAACACUUUUUUAGCCGGUGGAAUAGCUUUUUAUUUCAUUUCACAGAAUGGAAUGUUUUGGUUUCAUGUUUCAGAUUUCUUUUGUAUUUCUUUUUUAACACCCUACAUUUCCCUUGUAUUUUUUAACUCAUGCACACGUGCUCUUUGUAUAAUUAAAAAAAAAAUAAAAUCCAACAUAUCAAA
Octodon degus (degu) is the source of this 1433-nucleotide messenger RNA. RefSeq names its product STARD3 N-terminal like (gene Stard3nl). The coding region runs from base 286 to 972 and encodes 228 amino acids. Lineage: Eukaryota; Metazoa; Chordata; Mammalia; Rodentia; Octodontidae. The record is from RefSeq and is a predicted model, not a curated record. The transcript has 9 exons.